CGUGGGCCGGAGUGCGGGGGGCGAUGCGGCAUUCGAAACGAACUCACUGUCCUGAUUGGGAUGGUAGAGAAAGCUGGGGUCACGAAAGCUACAGUAGCAGUCACAAACGCAAGAAGAGAUCCCACAGUAGUACACAAGAGAACAGGCAUUGUAAACCACAUCUACAGUUUAAAGAAGCAGAUUGUCAUUAUUUGGAAGUAAGAUCCUUAAAUGAGAGAGAUUAUCGUGAGCGGAGAUAUGUUGAUGAAUACAGAAAUGACUACUGUGAAGGAUAUGAUCAUAGACAUUAUCAUAGAGACUAUGAAAGCAGUUAUCACAACCACUGCAGUAAAUCUUCAGGCCGAAGCAGGAGAAGUAGUCCAAAAAGGAAACGUAAUAGACAUUGUUCAAGCCAUCAAUCACAUUCGAAGAGUCACCGAAGGAAAAGAUCCAGGAGUAUAGAGGAUGAUGAGGAGGGUCACCUGAUCUGUCAAAGUGGAGACGUACUAAGAGCAAGAUAUGAAAUUGUUGCUACCUUGGGUGAAGGAGCUUUUGGCAAAGUAGUAGAAUGCAUUGAUCAUGACAUGGAUGAUACACAUGUUGCAGUGAAAAUUGUAAAAAAUGUUGGUAGAUACCGUGAAGCUGCUCGUUCAGAAAUCCAAGUAUUGGAGCACUUAAACAGUACUGAUCCCAAUAGUGUAUUCCGAUGCGUCCAAAUGCUGGAAUGGUUUGAUCAUCAUGGUCAUGUUUGCAUUGUGUUUGAACUGUUGGGACUCAGUACUUAUGAUUUUAUUAAAGAAAAUAGUUUUUUGCCCUUUCAACUUGACCAUAUCAGGCAGAUGGCAUAUCAGAUCUGUCAGUCCAUAAAUUUUUUGCAUCAUAAUAAGUUGACCCAUACAGAUCUGAAACCUGAAAAUAUUUUGUUUGUUAAGUCUGACUAUGUGGUCAAGUACAACUCUAAAAUGAAACGUGAUGAACGCACACUGAAAAAUACCGAUAUUAAAGUUGUUGACUUUGGAAGUGCAACAUAUGAUGAUGAACAUCACAGUACUUUAGUAUCUACACGACACUACAGAGCUCCAGAAGUCAUUUUAGCACUGGGAUGGUCUCAGCCCUGUGAUGUUUGGAGCAUAGGCUGCAUUCUUAUUGAAUAUUAUCUUGGUUUCACAGUAUUUCAGACACAUGAUAGUAAAGAACACUUAGCAAUGAUGGAACGGAUAUUAGGACCUAUACCAACACACAUGAUCCAGAAAACAAGAAAACGCAAAUAUUUUCACCACAAUCAGUUGGAUUGGGAUGAACAUAGUUCUGCUGGUAGAUAUGUUAGGAGACGUUGCAAACCAUUAAAGGAAUUCAUGCUUUGUCAUGAUGCGGAGCACGAGAAUCUGUUUGACCUAGUUCGAAGGAUGUUAGAGUAUGAUCCAGCUAAAAGAAUUACCUUGGAUGAAGCAUUACAACAUCCUUUCUUUGACUUAUUAAAAAAGAAAUGAAAUGUACAAUCAGUGGUCUUACUAUAUAACUUCUCUAGAGGAGAUUACAUAAGACUGUGUCAGUCAGCUAAACAUUCUAAUAUUUUUAUAAACAUUAAAUUAUUUUGUACAGUUUAAGGAUGUAAAUACUGUAUAUUUUGUAUCAAUGCCAUAUGUAUCUUGUUAAGCAAGUAUGGUCUUGAUAAUGAAAUGUUAAUGUGAAAAAUUAAAGUUAAUUUUCAUUUUUUAAAAAAUUAGUUACCAUUUUUAGAGUCUUUGGCAUGGUAACAUUUGUCCAGUGUAAAUGUUGAUCUAAGUUUUCUUUGUAAAUAGAGGUUGACUCUUUCAAGUGAUCUUUAUGAGCAAAGGGUGACCUUGACUACUUUAUUUUUAAAAUGAAUAUUCUUUAUCAAAAACUUGGAAUGUGAACUUUUUUUUUAAACCUUUAAAAACUUCCUAUAAUUGUUAAGCAGAUAAGUAUUGCUUUGAUGUAGCUGAGCAGAUUUUUGCAAUUUAAAAUGCCAAUGGUUUCUAAUUCUUAGGGAAUAUUUUCCCUUAUAUGGCUAGGACAUGUUUACAAUUGACAUUUUAUUAAAUUGUAAUUUUUUUAAUCUAGUGACAUUGGCCAUAGUGAAAUUCUGCAGGCAGUAGGAAAGGCUUCUAUUUUGUUCAGUAUUCAUUUUAAAGGGAGAGUGAGUGUGUGUGUGUGUGUGUGUGUGUGUGUGUAUGCACGCACGCCAUGGUAAUUUAUUAAUUACCCCCUUAUUAUGGUACAAAAAUGGAGGUGAAAGAAAAGGUAAAUAAUUUCAGCACUUUUCAGUUGGGCUUCCAGAAGAAAUCUUAAUGAUUAAAACAUUGAAACAUACUUGUGCCAACAGGGACAGGAUUUCCAUUAGAAAUUAUGGUGUGUAAGAUAUAAUGCAUGGAGAUGGGAACUCUGGUACCCAGGUUAGGAAAUAGUACUAAUUUCUUUGUAGUUUUUAACUGGUAGAUACUUUACUUGUUUCUGUCUUCAUGUCUGUAAAAUGGAAGACCAUAAAUACCUCAAGAACAUAUUGUUAACCCAGGGUAUUAAGCAGCUAAUAUUAUUUAAUAGGGUAUACUAAAAAUUUCUGAGAAGUAAAAGGCUUAAUUAGAAAACUUGUUUAAUAAGAUACUAAGGCAUCCCAGUAAAAUUCAGAGCUCAAGUGAUUGGUAGAUAAUCUUGUUAAAAAUAAAAUUUGAAUAUGUUUAAGGGA
Phascolarctos cinereus (koala) is the source of this 2686-nucleotide messenger RNA. NCBI's taxonomy places the organism in Eukaryota, Metazoa, Chordata, Mammalia, Diprotodontia, Phascolarctidae. The record is from RefSeq and is a predicted model, not a curated record.